AUGCCGAUUGUUCGCGGCGAGUCCUCUCGAAGCGUUGCAAGCACCUCCGAAGCAACCCCUUCCUUCAGGCAAUACUCAGGAAACUCCUCUGUUCGCGAGUCAGAGAUCUCCCACUUUUCGCGCCUUUCAUCCCAGUGGUGGGAUGAGCAAGGCGAGUUUGGAUUAUUGCACUCCAUGAAUCCAGUGCGAAUACAAUUCAUGAGGGAGAAAAUGCAAGAAGUGAAGCAAUGGAAGGAUGCAGAGCUUGCGGUCCGCGAAGGUCGACGAGGGGAAGAUCGCCCGCUACCACCGAGGUUUCUGGAGGGACUCGACGUGCUGGACGUCGGCUGUGGUGGCGGCAUACUUAGCGAAUCUCUAGCCCGGUUAGGUGCGCGUACAACAGGAUUGGACGCUUCGUCAUCGAACAUCGCCAUCGCUAAAGUACACGCAGCCAAAGAUCCAGCAUUCAGUUCUGGGCAACAUACAUUACAAUACCAGCACGGUACGGCCGAAGGUGUUCGAGCAGAUGGAAAGACAUUUGAUGUUGUGACCGCCAUGGAAGUUGUUGAACACGUAAAUGCGCCUGCCGAUUUUCUUCGAUGUCUCGGUGACCUGGUCAAGCCCGGAGGACAUAUCUUCAUGUCCACCAUCUCUCGCAACGUUUUUGCGUACUUUCUAACCAUUUUCAUGGCCGAAAAGGUGAUGCGGACGGUCAGCCCCGGCACUCAUACAUAUGCACAGUAUAUCAAACCCGAAGAGUUGGUCGGUUUUUUCCGCGAGGAUGUUGGCUGGCACUCUCCUUCCUCACUGUCAGCAACACAGAAAGAUCUGCAGUCAACGCUGCCUGAGCGUCUGCGAUACGAGACGCGCGGUGUAGCGUAUCUUCCGUGGAAGAGUGCCUGGGAGCUUGGCCCGCGUGGUAGCGAGCUUGCGCAGCAAUGUAACUACUUCUUCUGGAUCAGAAAGCCUCUAUAA
This is a messenger RNA of Tilletiaria anomala UBC 951, 954 nucleotides long. Its product is annotated as ubiquinone biosynthesis O-methyltransferase. The coding region runs from base 1 to 954 and encodes 317 amino acids. The record is from RefSeq and is a predicted model, not a curated record. Gene Ontology annotation, molecular function: 2-methoxy-6-polyprenyl-1,4-benzoquinol methyltransferase activity. The transcript is spliced from 4 exons. Lineage: Eukaryota; Fungi; Basidiomycota; Exobasidiomycetes; Georgefischeriales; Tilletiariaceae. Gene Ontology annotation, biological process: ubiquinone biosynthetic process.